Molecule: messenger RNA, 1643 nt
Organism: Capsicum annuum
Lineage: Eukaryota; Viridiplantae; Streptophyta; Magnoliopsida; Solanales; Solanaceae
Product: probable protein phosphatase 2C 60
Exons: 12
Coding region: 354-1442 (362 amino acids)
Biological process (GO): protein dephosphorylation
Molecular function (GO): cation binding; protein serine/threonine phosphatase activity
Source: RefSeq, a predicted model, not a curated record
UCUAUUCAAAUUAAACUUUACAUUCAUCGGAAAAAUAAAGAGAAUAAUUUCAUCAUGUACAAAGCAUCUUCUAAAAAAUUGAAUUUACGAUCACGACGCGUGAUUGAGUUCACUGGUUAGUUGAAUAAGAUGGCAAGAGAAGAAGAAGAGGCGUGAGAAUGUUAACGCACUUUGUCCUACUCCUCUUACCUUCCAAUUGAUUCUUCCUCUUCACCGCAUUUACUAUUUUAAAUUCUUCUCUCUACUGGGAAGAUAGAUACUUGCGAAUAUUUUUCAUCCAGACCAGUAAACAUGAUGCCUGAACCUGUAAAGUAUGGAAACUGAGCUGCCAUUCUCUUCUCCAGCUAAAAGUGAUGGGUGUAUACCUCAGUUCCCCCAAAACAGAGAAAUUCUCAGAAGAUGGUGGGAAUGAUAGGGUAAAAUAUGGUUUAUCAUCAAUGCAAGGAUGGCGUGCAACAAUGGAAGAUGCUCAUGCAGCAAUACCUGAUUUGGAUUCUUCAACAUCCUUUUUUGGUGUCUACGAUGGUCACGGAGGUAAAGUUGUUGCUAAAUUUUGUGCCAAGUAUCUACAUCAGCAAGUGCUCAAGCAUGAAGCAUAUUUACACGGUGAUAUAGGAACUUCAGUCCAGAAAGCCUUUUUCAGAAUGGACGAGAUGAUGUGCGGUCAGAGAGGAUGGAGGGAGCUGGCUGCACUGGGGGAUAAAUUAAACCAGUUCACGGGUAUGAUUGAGGGUCUUAUUUGGUCUCCAAAAAAUGGUGAUGGAAACAACCGUGUUGAUGAUUGGGCAUUUGAGGAGGGGCCUCACUCUGAUUUUUCGGGACCUACUUCUGGAUGUACAGCUUGUGUUGCAAUCAUUAGAGAGAACCAACUCAUUGUUUCAAAUGCUGGAGAUUCUCGCUGUGUAAUUUCAAGGAAGGGCCAGGCAUACAAUUUAUCGAGGGAUCAUAAACCUGAUCUUGAGGUUGAGAGAGAGAGAAUCUUAAAAGCUGGUGGUUUUAUUCAUGCAGGACGUGUGAAUGGAAGUCUAAAUCUUGCAAGAGCUAUAGGUGACAUGGAAUUCAAGCUAAACAAGUUUUUGCCAGCUGAGAAGCAAAUUGUGACUGCCAAUCCAGACAUAAACACGGUUGAGUUGUGCGAUGAUGAUGAUUUUAUUGUGCUAGCUUGUGAUGGUAUAUGGGACUGCAUGUCAAGCCAGCAAUUGGUUGAUUUUAUACACGAGCAGCUGAAGUCGGAAAGCAAGCUUUCUGCAGUAUGUGAAAGAGUUCUUGAUAGGUGUUUGGCACCUUCUACUGCUGGAGAUGAGGGAUGUGACAACAUGACCAUGAUUUUGGUGCAAUUCAAGAAACCUUUUCAGUCUGGGGCUUCUUUAGCUGAAGAACUCCCUGCUACCACCGAGGUUAACACUGAAGGAAAACCAGCAGACUGUGGAUCUAGUUCAUAGUUCUGAGCUCCCCGUUUUGGUUGAUACUUCCAAGUCUGCAGUUGUACAUGAUUGUGUUGAUUCUAUGUAGAUCUCUACUGCAUAUGUUUUGCUUUUCUUGCUGCUGGUUUUGUAUGUGACUGCAUUUGUACUAAUUACCGAGAUGGAUUGUAUAGAUAACCACAGGUUGAUCAUUUCAUGUACUCAGUGACUUGUAGGUUG